Onthophagus taurus is the source of this 6364-nucleotide messenger RNA. It is a transcript of the gene mbc, whose product is annotated as dedicator of cytokinesis protein myoblast city. NCBI's taxonomy places the organism in Eukaryota, Metazoa, Arthropoda, Insecta, Coleoptera, Scarabaeidae. Gene Ontology annotation, cellular component: cytoplasm; plasma membrane. Gene Ontology annotation, molecular function: small GTPase binding; guanyl-nucleotide exchange factor activity. The record is from RefSeq and is a predicted model, not a curated record. Gene Ontology annotation, biological process: small GTPase-mediated signal transduction; cell migration; myoblast fusion.
GUCUCAUCGUUUUGGUGCGUUCAGUCAGUGCAAUGGCGAGGAUUAUGCCGUUGAAGAACGUUAUUUACACGUGAAUAAGUGCCACAAAAAGACGGAUUUUAUUUUAUUGUUAAAAAAAUGACUAUUUGGCAAUCGGUUCCAGACGAAAAUAGUUACGGCGUCGCAAUCUAUAAUUUUAAUGGAGAUGGGGAAAAAAUGUGUUUAAAAUGCGGCGACGCCGUGCAUUUAUUCGAAGAAUGCAACGAAUGGUAUCGCGGUUGCCUCGUGUACGAUCGAAAGGUAGUCGGAGUCUUUCCAAAGAGUUACAUCCAUCUGAUCGAGUGCGAAAUCGAUCGGAGUUACAGCGAUUUAAUAGAAAGUAUCGAUGAUAUCCCAACGGUGCCGAUAUUUAUUUUAAAACAACCCCCGAUUGUACAAGAAAUAACGAUGGUUUUACGGGAAUGGGAGACCCAUUGGAAAAAACUUUACGUUACGCAUAAUGAUAAUUUCGAAAAAAUCCAAAAACAAAUUUACGAAUUAAUUAAGCAUCGGAGUAAAAUAGUUAGUGGGACUUUACCCAUGGAUGAAUUAAGAAAAAUUACUAAACAAGUCGCUACCGAAAUCGAUAUGGGAAAUAAAUUACUAGAAUUAGAUAUGGUUGUAAGGGAUAAAAAUGGAAAUAUUAUUAACCCUGAAAAAACGAGCACAACUGAACUUUAUUAUCACCAUAAGAAUUCAACAGAUCGGAUGAAUUCAUCAAAAGAUGAAUAUAGUACAAACAUAACAAAGUCUUCAGCAGCACAAAUCUCUCAUAUUUUUAUAGUUUCCGUAAAAAAUUUUACCUGCAAAAUGACGGAGGACGCCGAACUCUUAAUGACACUUUACGAUGCUAAAGAAAAUAAGGCUAUAACAGAAAAUUACGUCGUACGGUGGUCAAAAGAUGGUUUAAUGAGUGAUAUCGAUCAAAUGUAUAAUUUAAGAGUUAUGUUUACGGAUUUAGGUAGAAAAGAUUUAGAACGUGAGAAAAUCUAUUUUGUUUGUUACGUUGUACGAAUAGGUGCUAUGGAAGUAAAAGAACCUGACCGCAGAAGUUCGCAACAAAGUAUUCCGGUUACUCGAAAAAAUCCUUUCGAAAUGCGUAGACCUUUCGGGGUAGCUGCCAAAGAUAUAACAAAAUAUAUGAGCGGAACGUUAGAAUGCGAUUUAGACCAAGAACAUUCAAUCCCGUUUUACAAUUGCGAACGUGACAAUUUAGAACAAACUUUACGUAAGAUAAUAAAUAAAGACACGAAAAACGAGUACAAACAACCGUGUUUAUUUGUCAGUUAUAAACUGUUACACGGUGACGUGAAACAAGUACGAGAAGAAAAUCCACAUUUGGUGUUAGGAACUGUUGCUGUAGCAAGAAAAAUGGGAUUUCCUGAAGUCAUUUUACCCGGUGAUGUUCGAAAUGAUUUGUAUUUAACGAUUGUUUCCGGGGAUUUUCCUAAGGGUAAUAAAUCGAGAGACAAAAACGUUGAGGUCACGGUUAUAGUUUGUAAUGAAAAAGGAAAACCAAUUCCGGGUGUUAUUUUUUCCGGUGGUGGAAUUCCGGCUUUAGAUCAAUACCAAUCGGUUGUUUAUUACCAUGAAGAUAAACCACAAUGGCUGGAAACAUUUAAAGUCGCUAUACCAAUAGACGAAUUUAAAACUAGUCAUUUAAAAUUUACUUUUAAACAUCGAUCAUCAACCGAAUCUAAAGAUCGCACUGAGAAACCGUUCGGAUUAUCUUAUGUAAAAUUAAUGCAAAAUGAAGGUACAACUUUACGUGAUAAUAAACAUAACCUAGUCGUUUAUAAGGUCGAUCAAAAAAAGUAUGAAAAUAUUAAAGAUUCCAUAGAUUACCUUCAGUUACCUUCAACAAAAGAAGAAUUAGAUUUAUCAAAUAAUAAAUCACCAAGUGUUACUGGUUUAUCUUUUAGCCCUAAAGAAAGUUUUAUUAUUUCAAGUAAUAUUUGUUCCACCAAGUUAACACAAAAUGUUGAUUUAUUGGGGUUAUUAAACUGGGUUAGCCAUAAAAAUAGUUUAAGAUCAUGUUUGCAAAGUUUAAAAGAAGUUAUUUUAAAAAAUGGUGAAGAAGUAGUUAAGUUUUUUCAGGACAUUCUCGACGCUCUCUUCGACAUUUUAAUGGAUAACACGGAAACAGAUGAAUAUGAUGAGCUAGUUUUUCAAUGUUUAUUAUCAGUAAUUGGUUUGGUGAGUAAUGAUUGGAAAUAUGCUCAUUUUGAACCCGUUUUGGAUCUUUAUAUUAAAGAAAGUUUUAGUGCCACUUUAGCUUAUAAAAAAUUAAUGGGUGUUAUUCAAACGUAUAUAAAAAAUACUUUGGAUAAAAAUGAAGAACAAAAAGCUUUAUUAUUCAAAACGAUGCGUUCAUUACAGUACAUAGUUAGGUUCAUUGUUCGUUCAAGACUCUUGUACAUCAAAUUGAACCCAGAUUUGAGCGAGGAAGACGAUUUUGAGUCAAUCCUUCGCGAUCUUCUUGAUAGUAUCAUUAGUCUGAUGAAUGAAGCUUCCAACUCUGUGCUGAAAGAGCAAGGCGCGUGUUUAAAAUAUUUGCCAAGUACAACGCCUGAUAUCUUACAAGUUUAUGAACCAAGGAAAUUAAGUAUUUUUUAUUGUAACUUACUUAAUACUAUCCCAAACAACAAGUUGACAAAACAGAAGAUGAUGACCAUCAAUGAGCUGGUUCAUAGUCAAUUGUUCCAAUAUCCCGAAUGUAGACGUGUACUUACACCGUAUAUUACAAAACAAAUUAAGAAAUUGAUUGAACUUACAGAGGAGGGUCAGGCAAUUCCAGGACAGGAUCGGAUGAACAAGACUUCGUUAGCCAAAGUAGCUCGCGUGCUGGGAGAGACUGAAACGGAUAUUAACCAGCAUAAGGGAUAUUCCGAAGAGGUGAACUUCGAUAGAACUUCACAGGUGGAAUUGUGUAUAAAAAUUCUUAGCGAUAUGUUGAAUUUGCUUUUCCAUGAUAAGUCUCAUUCUACUUACGAUGAUAUAAAGGAAAUUAUUACCGUGGAUUUGCAUUUGGUUGUUCAAACUCUGAUUAAAAUGAAUCGACAAAAUCCUCACUUGGGAAAUUUAGCAGCAGUAAUGUUAGAUAUUUUCCGUCAAAUGACUGAAAAACAUUACGAUCAAUACAUAAAGCAAUUAACUGAAACGAUCCAUAAACGUGAAUUUCUCUCCGAAAUUUUAAUAGUAUUCAAAGAACUAGUCAAUCAAUCCGUUUUCCCAGUAGAUUGGUCUGAAAUGAUUAUGCUACAAAAUCACAUAAUAUUAAAAGCUUUACGUUUCUGUUCGCGCACGAUCAAAGAAUAUUUUUUCGAAAAUUUCGACCAACAAUCUUGGAGUAACUUUUUCCACAGCGCAAUCGCUUUCAUGACUCAACCGGCUUUACAAUUAGAAAAUUUCUCGGCGAACAAACGGCUUCGCGUUUUAAGACGUUACAAAGAUAUGCGAAGAGAAAUGGGAUUUGAAGUAAAAGCGAUGUGGUUUAAUUUGGGAAAAUACAAAUUAAAAUUUGUGCCAAAUUUAGUUGGACUCAUUUUAGAAAUGACUUUAAUACCGGAGGUAGAACUUCGCAAAGCGACCAUUCCGAUAUUUUUUGAUAUGAUGCAAUGCGAAUUUUAUUCGUCAAAGCGUUUAUUUGAAAGUUUUGGGAAUACCAAACGAGAUUCAUCCGAUAUUAAAGGAAACUUUAAUGAUUUUGAAAACGAAAUGAUUUUGAAACUGGAUGCUUUGGUUGAAGGUGGUAGCGGUGAUGACAAUUAUAAGGAUUUGUUUUUUGAAAUUAUGUACGAUAAAUGUUCGAAUCAUACAUCGUUAAAAGACGGGGUUCGAUUCGUUGAAAUGAUUAAAAGAUUGAUGGAGAGGUUGUUGCAGUAUAGACACGUUGUUAAUGAUGAAAAUAAAGAGAAUUGGAUGAGUUGUACCGUAGAUUUAUUAGAUUUUUAUUCUGAAAUUAAAAGAAAAGAAAUGUAUAUUCGGUAUGUGUAUAAACUGUGUGAUUUGCAUAAAGAAUGUAUGAAUUUCACCGAAGCUGCUUUUACUUUGCAAUUGCACACGAAAUUAUUAGAGUGGUCAACUGAUCCUUUAUCGCCACUUUUAAGAAUUGAUAGAGAUAAAUAUCGAUCAGCCAAAAAUCAUAGGGAAUUAAAAGAAAUUUUAUAUCAAGAAAUGAUUGAAUAUUUUAGUAAAGGAAAUAUGUGGGAAUGUGCUUUGGAGAAAUGUCAAGAAUUGGUGAAACAGUAUGAAGAGGAAACGUUCGAUUACGAGCAACUUUGUUCAUUGCAUAAACAAAUGGCGGAAUUUUAUAGUAAUAUUAUGAAGAAUUAUAUUAAGAGACCAUCACCGGAAUAUUUUCGUGUCGGUUAUUUCGGGCAAGGAUUUCCCAAUUUUAUAAGAAACAAAGUUUUUAUUUAUCGUGGAAAAGACUAUGAAAGAAUUUCCGAGUUUAGUGCGAGAAUACUAAACAUAUUUCCUAAUGCUACUAGUUUUAAUAAAUUAACACCUCCUGGUGAUGAUAUAAAAGAAUCUAAUGGCCAAUAUAUUCAAAUAAACAAAGUUGAUCCAGUAAUGGAUGAUAAAAACCACAGAUUUUCCGGAAAACCGGUUGCCGAACAAAUCGUCGCUUAUCACAAAUUCAACCACAUUCAAAAAUUUAGUUUUUCAAGACCGGUAUCAAAGAAACCACAAAAUCAAGAAAACAAUAACGAAUUUGCUAAUUUAUGGCUAGAACGAACAAUUUUAUACACGUCAUAUUCGCUUCCGGGUAUCUUACUCUGGUUUCCUGUGGUCUCUUCUAAUACAUACGAGAUUUCACCACUUCAAAACGCCAUUGAAACGAUGGAAAAAUCAAAUAAAGAUCUUAGAAAUUUGAUUUUACAAUAUAAUCGAGAUCCGAAUGUUUCAGUGAAAGGGUUAAGUUUAAAAAUUAAUGGAAUCGUCGAUCCGGCCGUUAUGGGAGGCAUUAUGAAUUAUGAAGAAGCCUUCUUUAACGACGAUUAUAUUCAAAAUAAUCCUGAUGACCAUACUUUGAUACAAAAAUUAAAAGAUUUGAUCGCCGAACAAAUUCCGUUGUUAGAACUUUGCAUUGAAAUUCAUGGCGCUCGAGUUGAACCGUCUUUAAGGGCUUUACAUCAGCGGAUUGAGAAAUGUUUUGCUGAUAUGAAGGACGAUGUUAUUGAAAAAUAUGGAAAAAAGACUUCUGAUUUAAAAAUUGAAGUCACCAUAAGACGACAUCAUAGUGUUUGUGUGGAAUCCAAAUCAGAUUUCGCAAAUGAGAAACCCCAGAUGCCGCGUGCAACACAAAUCCCAGCAUUAAAAAAUUUCACGCAGUUUAAUUUUAAUGCAAACAAUCCUACAUUAUCCAGCAAAACAUCUUCGUUAAGUGGCAGCAAAACAAGCAUCUUAUCACCGUCAAGAAAUUCCAAUAACUUAACCAUGUCGAAAAAACGAAAUAAAACUCCAAAAGAAAAACGCAAAUCGAAUAAAGUUGAGAGCAUUAACAGUCCGAGUAUUAUAAUUGGUUCAUCACAAUGGUAUGCUGACAGUGAAAUUAUUUCAACAACUAAUGGAACAACAACGCCUGUUAUUGAAUUAACUCAAGAUUUGACACCAAAACGGCCGUUGAGAUCGGAAGUUGAAAAAGAAAAACGAUUAAGUCGGCCUAAUAGUGGUCAAUAUUCGCGACCAUCAAGUACAUCACUUACAAUUCCUGUGAAUAGUUCAGGAAAUAGUAGUAAUAGGGAUUCUUUAGGAACAACAGAUUCAAGUAUUAGUGAAGAAGACUUAAUUCCACCUCCAUUACCAGCGAAAUUAAAAGAAGUAGAUUACCAAAAUUUGCCAUCAGAAAACGUUAGUUUUCUUCAUUCAAAUAGAAAUUCGUUUAGGUAUACGAACACAACCCCAGUUCCCGAUUUGGAACCCAUGGAAAUGGAACCUCCACCAACACCGCCACCGAAACCGCCCAAAAAGAAGAAACAAUAAAUUGUUGUAAAAAGUAUUAAAUUUAGUAUUUGUGUAUCUUAAUUUUUUUCGUUGUGUAUUUAAUGAUAUUGUAAUUUGUACUUUAAUGAUGUAAUUGUAAUUUUGUAGUUAUUUUUUAGGAUAGCUUUUUUUUCUUGAAUUAUUGAAAAAGUACGAAAGUAAAGGUGCUAUAUUGUAAAAAUUCGUAGAUAAAUUAAUAUGUGAGUCGUUACCAAAUGUGCCAUUAAAAUGCAGGUGUAUGUACACAAUAUCGAACUUUAUUAAUUCUAGAAUUAUUAAGACUUAUUAAUUAUUAGUGGGUAGAUUAAAAAUUUUUUUUUAAACCAAAGAAUUAUAAAACUUAACAAUUAAUAAAGUA